Tetrahymena thermophila SB210 is the source of this 663-nucleotide messenger RNA. RefSeq names its product C21orf2. The record is from RefSeq and is a predicted model, not a curated record. The transcript is spliced from 2 exons. Gene Ontology annotation, molecular function: protein binding. NCBI's taxonomy places the organism in Eukaryota, Ciliophora, Oligohymenophorea, Hymenostomatida, Tetrahymenidae.
AUGGGCAAACCACUCACAGAAGAGCUUAUCAUUUAAAAAACUAAAUGCUCAUCUUUAUCAUAAAUUAAAAAUUUGAAUUUAUGGGGAAGCGAUAUUGAUGAUAUUUCCAUCCUUAAAUAGAUUCCUAACGCAGAGGUGCUUUCACUCUCUGUAAAUAAGAUUAAUUCUUUGAAAGAUUUUUAGUAUUGCAAAAACUUAUAAGAACUUUAUCUAAGAAAAAAUAACAUUUCAGAUUUAAAGGAAUUGAAAUAUUUAAGUGGUUUACAAAAUUUGAAAGUUUUAUGGCUACAAGAUAAUCCAUGCGCAGAAAAUCCUGAUUAUCGUAAAAUCGUUAUCAGUUAUUUACCAAAUUUAAGCAAACUGGAUAAUUCAUAAAUAACUCCUUAAGAAAAGCAAGAAGCCCAGAAAAUUUAGGGUUCUAACAAUAACUUUAGUCAAGUAUAUUUAAAUGAUAACGAAAAACAAAAGAAUGGCUUGAAUGAAAUUCAAGAGAAUUAAUCCUAGAUGAUAGAAAACGAAAUGACAAAUAAUAGUUAAUAGUUUGAAAAGCAAAAUCAAAAUAUAGUAUGUGCAAUAUUGAGUUUAAUUAAAGAUUUAGAUAUAAAUUCGUUAGAAAUUGUUAGAAGAGAUGUCUUAAAGAAAAUGGAAAAGUUCAAAAAUUGA